This is a messenger RNA of Fusarium redolens, 1731 nucleotides long. Its product is annotated as major facilitator superfamily domain-containing protein. Lineage: Eukaryota; Fungi; Ascomycota; Sordariomycetes; Hypocreales; Nectriaceae. Gene Ontology annotation, molecular function: transmembrane transporter activity. Gene Ontology annotation, biological process: transmembrane transport. The coding region runs from base 1 to 1731 and encodes 576 amino acids. The record is from RefSeq and is a predicted model, not a curated record. The transcript has 3 exons.
AUGACCGUCGCUACGCAGCUGCAACCUCCUACAUCUUCAGCUUCUUCAACAAUAGCUAAUGCAACCGACAUCGAAUCACAGCAGAUAAAUGCCAAGACCUCACACUUCAACCUUAUCCUUGACCAAGUCGGCGUUACUGAUGCUGUUCUUAACUACGACUACACUGGUCACGGAACAGCAGACUCUCCGUACCUUGUUGAGUUUCUUCCGAACGACAGUCGAAAUGCAUUAAACUUCUCACGAUCAAAGAAGUGGCUUAUUACCAUCCUGCAGGCUAUAGCAACACUUGCGGUUACCUUCGCCAGUACAACAUACUCUGGAGGCCUUGGAUCCAUUUUGAUGCACUUCCAUGUCUCAACUGAAGUUGCCAUACUUGGUAUUUCGAUGUUUGUUCUCGGCUUCGCUAUAGGACCGCUCCUUUGGGCUCCAAUCUCAGAGCUCCAUGGUCGACAGAUUCCAUUCUUUAUCUCUUUCAUGGCCUUGACCGCGUUCAAUGCAGGUGCCGCAGGUGCUCCGACCAUGGCGGCCUUGAUAGUCCUUCGUUUCUUUGCUGGUUCUUUUGGAUCAUCACCAUUGACCAACGCGGGUGGUGUCAUUGCUGACAUGUUCGAUGCUCGAGAGAGAGGACUUGCUACAGCUCUCUUUGCUAUGGCCCCUUUCCUAGGCCCUACUAUUGGUCCCAUUGCUGGUGGGUUUCUUGGAGAAAACGAAGGUUGGCGUUGGGUUGAAGGGAUGACGGCAGUCUUUACUGGUGUUGUCUGGAUUGUUAACUCACUAGUAAUACCCGAAACCUAUGCUCCCUAUCUCUUGCGUCGCCGAGCAGCUGUCCUUUCCAAAAGGACUGGUAAGGUUUAUAUUUCCAAGAUUGAUGUCGGUCGUCCCCACACCACUAUUGCCACACAGCUCAAGACUGCAAUACUUCGUCCCUGGGUAUUGCUAUUUAAGGAACCCAUUGUUCUUCUGACCUCGCUGUACAUGGCCAUCAUCUACGGAACAUUAUAUCUCUGCUUUGCUGCCUUCCCAAUCGUUUUCCAAAAGGGCCGUGGAUGGAGCCCAGGAAUCGGAGGACUUGCCUUCACUGGCAUCGCUGUGGGAAUGUUAUUUGCGGUCACUGGUACUAUCCUGGACCAAAAACGAUAUACGCGGGCUGCCGAAGCCGCAGGUGGUCAUGCACCUCCUGAAGCUAGACUGCCCCCUUCACUCGUUGGCUCAAUACUUAUCCCAGUCGGCCUCUUCUGGUUUGCCUGGACCAACGGCAAAGAUGUGCAUUGGAUUGUGUCUAUUAUCGGCUCGGCCUUUUUCGCUUGCGGCUUGGUCUCGGUCUUUCUUUCACUAUUGAACUACCUCAUUGAUUCAUAUGUUAUCUUCGCUGCUUCGGUGUUGGCUGCAAACUCAAUCCUGCGCUCCCUCUUUGGCGCCGCGUUCCCGCUCUUCACGACGUACAUGUACAACGACCUGGGAAUUCAUUGGGCCAGCUCCAUCCCUGCCUUCCUGGCCGUCGCUUGUGUCCCGUUUCCGUUCCUGUUCUACAAGUACGGAGAAACUAUCCGUAUGAAGUGCGAGUUUGCCGCCGAAGCCGCCAAUGUGUUACAGCGCAUGCGCACCAAGCACGAGGUCAUCACGGAGGACCAGGCCGCCGAGGAGGCGCAUGAGGCCGAAUUGGAGCGUCGGGCGAGCAAUGCUCUUCGCCGCAGUUUAACAAAGACUCGUACAAGCAAGUCUAUCCACUGA